AUGGCGAGCGGGCGCUACCUGUCGGUGGAGGAGCAAGGGCAGCCCCUCGCGCUGAAGCCGUUCCUCAAGGUGGUGGAGGAGGUCAACCGCACCUACCAUCAGCCGCUGCCCCAGCUCACCUUCCACCUCCUCGACACCAACCACGACGGCAAAGUGGACCCGUUCGAGUUGAUCUACGGGGUGUCGGUACUGUGCGAAGGGUCGGAGCAGGACAAGGCCGAGCUGGUGUUCAAGGCCAUAGACCUCGAUAACAACGGACGCAUCUCCAAGGCCGAGCUCCUGAGCUACGUGGGUGCGUUCGUGUCGUGUGCGACUGUGCGCUGGCCGACGGCUGAUGGUAGGACGAUGGGCAAAAGAGAUCACGUUGACGGUGGCGGAGAAGAUCGCGAAGGAGCACAUCAAGCGGGGCAAGCUGGCCACAAGAAGGAGCUCCUCAACAUUGCAGCCAACUACAAGAAGUCCCUCCUAGAGUCAAGCCUAGAUGAGGUGUUGAGGCUGACACCAACCAGCAUAGACCUGGAAGAGUGGAAGGCAGGGGCGGUCAACAACGUCGCCAUUAAGAGUAUGAUCAACCCGUCCAGGAGCGUGUAUGCCAUUCAGGAGACCGUCAAUCGGGGCUCUGGGAUUCACCCUCGUCCCUCGUGA
Messenger RNA from Acanthamoeba castellanii str. Neff, 645 nucleotides. Its product is annotated as EF hand domain containing protein. Gene Ontology annotation, molecular function: calcium ion binding. The transcript is spliced from 5 exons. The record is from RefSeq and is a predicted model, not a curated record. Bases 1 to 645 code for a protein of 214 amino acids. Lineage: Eukaryota; Discosea; Longamoebia; Acanthamoebidae.